Rhodamnia argentea is the source of this 4852-nucleotide messenger RNA. Its product is annotated as ABC transporter C family member 3-like. The coding region runs from base 85 to 4596 and encodes 1503 amino acids. Gene Ontology annotation, molecular function: ATP binding; ATP hydrolysis activity; ABC-type transporter activity. Gene Ontology annotation, biological process: transmembrane transport. NCBI's taxonomy places the organism in Eukaryota, Viridiplantae, Streptophyta, Magnoliopsida, Myrtales, Myrtaceae. The record is from RefSeq and is a predicted model, not a curated record. Gene Ontology annotation, cellular component: plant-type vacuole; vacuolar membrane. The transcript is spliced from 9 exons.
AGUCAACCCAGAAAAAGUCUUCCUUCACUCUUUCAUGGAUAGCGCAUAACUACGCAAAGAAAACCAGUGACUCCCCCGAAGAAAAUGGAGCUUUUCGAUUCAUCAAAGCAGGUGCUUCAAAACUUCCUCCGGCACUCCUCCACUCUGAUGUAUUCAGGUGGCGAUUUUCUGCUCGAUACCACGUUUUUACGUGGUUUCUCUGGUUCUCUGCACUUGAUUUUGUUACUUGGACUCUUGGUUUCAUGGGCUUGCAAGAAAUUAUGGGCACGGCGAAAUGGUGUAGGCUCCAAAGAGAGCCGACGAAGAAGCAGAAUUUGGUACUAUAAGCCAACUUUGAUUUGCUGUUUAAGCUUAUCUGUGUUUAAUCUGGUGUUGUGCGUGGCCAACUACUUUUAUUGGCAUGCAAAUGAUUGGUCGGAAGAGAAACUGGUUUCUCUUUUGGAUUUAGCACUGAAAUCUCUCGCUUGGGGAGCUCUCGGUGUUUGUUUGUACGGCCAAAGCUCCGAUUUAGGAGUAUCAAAGUUCCCUCUUUUGUUGAGACUCUGGUGGGGUUUCUACUUGUCCAUUUCAAGUUAUUGCCUCGUCAUAGACAUUGUUCUGUAUGGAAAGCAUGUUCCGGUGAAAACACGGUAUUCUGUUUCUGAUUUUGUCUCUGUUGUCACCGGUUUAUUUUGCUGUUAUGUGGGUUUCUUUGGUAAAAUUGAGAUCGAUGAUGAUGUGCUUGAAGAACCCCUUUUGAAUGGUAACUUGGUUGCAAGCAACACCGAAUUAAGUAAACGCUCCGGAAGUAAGACUGUGACCCCGUACUCAAAAGCGGGUUUAUUGAGUAUAAUUAGUUUCUCCUGGUUGAGUCCUUUAAUUGCUGUCGGGAAUAAGAAAACUCUGGACCUAGAGGAUGUUCCCCAACUUGCUCCACGGGAUAGUAUAGUGGGGGCAUUACCAGGUUUCAAGAAAAAGCUCGAGUCAGAUGCUGGUUCAAGCAAUGGAGUGACUACGUUUAAGCUGGUGAAGGCUUUGAUCAUGUCCGAAUGGAAAGAAAUAAUCUCCACUGCGGUAUUUGAGCUUCUUUUGACCCUAGCUUCUUACGUUGGUCCGUACCUUAUUGAUAAUUUUGUCCAAUUUCUUAAUGGGCAACGUGAAUUUGAAGGUGAAGGCUACCUUCUUGUUUCGGCAUUUUUGGUUGCAAAGCUUGUUGAGUGCCUCUCCUUUAGGCAGAUGAUGUUUAGGCUACAUCUUGUUGGGAUUAGGAUUCGCUCAUUGCUGGUUGCAGUUAUCUAUGACAAGGGAUUAAACCUUUCACGUCAGUCAAAACAAGGGCAUACUAGCGGGGAAAUCAUUAAUUUUAUGGCUGUAGAUGCAGAGAGAAUUGGUGAUUCUUGCUGGUGCAUGCACGAACCUUGGCUAGUACUUGUACAAGUUGGGUUAGCCUUAGCGAUUCUGUAUAAAAAUCUUGGGCUUGCAUCUAUUGCAGCUCUUGCGGCCUCCCUGCUUGUUAUGUUAGCUAAUAUUCCCAUGGGCAAGUUCCAGGAGAAAUUUCAGGAAAAGUUGAUGGAAUCGAAAGACAAAAGGAUGAAGGCGACUUCCGAGAUCUUGCGAAACAUGAAGAUUUUGAAACUUCAGGCAUGGGAGAUGAAGUUUUUGUCCAAGAUUACUGAAUUGAGGAAUAUUGAGACAGGGUGGUUGAAAAAAUUCGUUUAUACUCAAGCAAUGGCCUCUUUUGUCUUCUGGGGUGCCCCAACAUUUGUUUCGGUGACUACAUUUGGUACAUGCAUGUUAUUGGGGAUCCCACUAUCGUCAGGGAAGAUCUUAUCUGCAAUUGCAACGUUCAGGGUCCUCCAAGAUCCCAUCUAUGCAUUACCAGUUGUAUUAUCCAUGAUAGCUCAGACUAAGGUCUCACUUGACAGAAUAUCAUCAUUCCUGCGCCUUGAGGAUCUCCAGAGCAAUGUCGCUGAAAAACUUCCUAAGGGAACAACAGAUAUGGCAGUCGAGAUCGUUGAGGGGAAUUUUACGUGGGACUCGUCUUCCUCCGAACCCACAAUAAAGGACAUAAACUUGAAGGUAUUCAAUGGCAUGAAAGUUGCAGUCUGUGGUACUGUGGGUUCGGGAAAAUCGAGUUUACUUUCUUGCCUCCUGGGAGAAUUGCCGAAGAUAUCCGGAACCCUCAAGUUAUGUGGCAGUAAGGCUUAUGUUGCUCAGUCUCCAUGGAUACAGAGUGGCAAGAUUGAGGACAACAUUUUAUUCGGCAAGGAGAUGAACCGUGAGAGAUAUGAAGGUACCCUCGAAGCCUGCUGUCUGAAGAAGGAUUUGGAAAUACUCCCAUUUGGGGAUCAAACAAUUAUAGGCGAGAGAGGGAUAAAUCUGAGCGGUGGACAGAAGCAAAGAGUACAGAUUGCCCGUGCAAUUUAUCAAGAUGCCGACAUUUAUCUACUCGAUGACCCUUUCAGUGCCGUUGAUAUGCAUACUGGAUCUCAUCUGUUUAAGGAAUGUUUGCUAGGACUUUUAAGUUCGAAAACAGUGAUCUAUGUUACUCAUCAAGUAGAAUUCCUACAGACAGCUGAUCUAAUACUGGUCAUGAGAGAUGGAAAGAUUACAGAAGCUGGAAAGUACAGCGAGAUUCUUCACUGCGGAGCAGAUUUUAUGGAAUUAGUAGGUGCACAUGAGAAAGCUUUAGCUGAGCUUGGUUCCCACCAAGCUGGGCCAGAUUCUGAAGCAUCUGGUGUCAACAAUGGAAACAGUCAAAACGAAAAUACUGUGGAGAAGGAAGAAAAAAGAAAUGUUCAAGAUGGUGAAGUAAGGGCAAAAGGGCAGCUUGUUCAAGAAGAAGAGAGAGAGAAAGGUAGAGUUGGUUUUCUGGUGUACUGGAAAUAUAUUACGACGGCAUAUGGAGGAGCUCUCGUGCCUUUCAUUUUACUGGCCCAGUUUCUCUUCAUGCUCCUUCAGAUAGGAAGCAAUUAUUGGAUGGCAUGGGCAACCCCAGUGUCGGAGGACAUGGAACCUGCUGUUUCGGGAUCGACACUGUUACUUGUUUACGUAGCUUUGGCUGUUGGAAGCUCCUUUUGUAUUCUUUUCAGGUCUACACUUUUGGCAGCUGCUGGCUACAAAACAGCUACAAUACUCUUCAAUAAAUUGCAUCUCGCAAUAUUUCGAGCCCCCAUGUUGUUCUUUGAUGCCACUCCAAGCGGACGAAUUCUAAGUAGGGUCUCAACAGACCAGAGUGCUCUGGAUUUGAGCUUUCCAUCUAUGGUUUCAGGAUUUGCCUUCUCAAUGAUCCGGCUCCUGGGAGUUAUCAUUUUGAUAUCUCAGGUUGCAUGGCAAGUUCUUAUAAUUUUUAUCCCUGUGACCGCAAUCUGUGUCUGGUAUCAGCAAUAUUACAUCCCUUCUGCUCGAGAACUGGCACGGUUGGUCGGUGUGAGCAAAGCUCCAGUGAUCCAGCACUUUGCUGAAACAAUUUCUGGAUCGACCACUAUUCAUGGCUUUGAUCAAGAAUCAAGAUUCCGGAACACAAAUAUGGAGCUGUCUGAUGCAUAUUCUCGGCCCAAGUUCCAUGUUGCUGGAGCAAUGGAAUGGCUUUGUUUUCGCUUGGAUAUGCUAUCAACGGUCACAUUUGGAAUCUCUUUGAUUUUGUUAAUCUCUAUUCCAGAGGGAUUCAUAGACCCAGCAAUCGCGGGCUUAGCUGUGACGUAUGCACUUAAUUUGAACAUGAUACAGACAAGGGUCAUUUGGAGUUUGUGUAAUAUGGAGAACAAAAUUAUAUUGGUUGAAAGGAUACUUCAAUACACUGGCAUCUCAAGUGAGCCCCCUCUUAAAAUAGCGGAUAAUUGGCCCCGUCCUACAUGGCCAACAUGCGGAGAGAUCGCCAUUUCCGAUCUGCAGGUCCAAUAUGCUCCACACUUGCCGCUUGUUCUGCGAGGCAUCACGUGCACUUUUCCUGGAGGUAUGAAAACGGGCAUCGUGGGGAGAACAGGCAGUGGCAAAUCGACUCUCAUACAAACACUUUUCCGCAUAGUAGAACCCUGUGCAGGUCAAAUCUUAAUAGAUGGCAUUAAUAUCUCCUCAAUUGGGCUGCACGAUCUGAGGUCUAGAUUAAGUAUCAUCCCUCAAGAUCCAACCAUGUUUGAGGGUUCCGUGCGAAGCAAUCUAGACCCUCUUGAGGAGUACUCUGAUGAGCAGAUUUGGGAGGCAUUGGAUAAGUGCCAACUUGGGGAUGAAGUCAGGAAGAAAGAAGGGAAACUGGAUUCUACAGUUACUGAGAAUGGUGAGAACUGGAGCAUGGGACAGAGGCAACUGGUGUGUCUCGGUCGCGUGCUGCUCAAGAAAAGCAAGAUCUUGGUACUUGACGAAGCUACUGCAUCUGUGGACACGGCAACUGAUAAUCUGAUUCAGCAAACGCUGAGGCAUCACUUCUCGGACUGUACCGUUAUAACAAUUGCACAUCGGAUCACCUCAAUUCUUGAUAGCGACAUGGUUCUCCUCCUAGAGCACGGCCUUGUUGCUGAAUAUGAUACGCCGAGAAGAUUGCUAGACAAUGAAUCUUCAUUGUUCGAACAGCUUGUAGCAGAGUACACAAUGAGGUCCAAGUCUGGUUUCAGCAAUUGAAGAACCACCUACUUCAAGUUGAUCAGGAACUACUGCUUCUAAAGAUGAGAGGAGUUGGAGUAGUUCGCUCAGCCACGCCAUUGCUAAUAACUGCCUAUCUUUUAUUACUAAAUCUGAUGCAAUUUAAAGUGUAAACUAGACGCAUUUGGUUGAUGUCGUUAUACUGCAUAUGCGUCGCAUAUGGUAUCUCUACGUUGAGAAUGUUCUGAUGGAGGGAAAUGAGAGUAAAGUGGGAGCAAGUCCUUGUUCUUUGGAA